Impatiens glandulifera is the source of this 1326-nucleotide messenger RNA. RefSeq lists its product as uncharacterized. Gene Ontology annotation, cellular component: chloroplast. Bases 158 to 1153 code for a protein of 331 amino acids. The transcript has 4 exons. The record is from RefSeq and is a predicted model, not a curated record. Lineage: Eukaryota; Viridiplantae; Streptophyta; Magnoliopsida; Ericales; Balsaminaceae.
GUUGAACAAACAUUUCUGACUUGCUUCCGGUACAUUUGCAUCUUCUCCUUUUUAUUGUGUCGUCCACACGUCUGUCAACUAUCCAAAACUUUGGUAUCUCCGGCGAUUUCUUUGUAUACGGCUGUUGUUUCCGAUUUGAUUUAUUGGGGAAGAAGUAAUGGAAUUCCUAUUCAAGGGAACGAAUGAAGAUGCAUCUGAGUGUCCGUUUAAUGCGCAAGACAUACAAAGAUGCCCAUUCUUGAGGAACGUUAAUAAACCAACUAGCUUCUCUUUGUCUAACUUCUCUAAUCCAGCUAGGGGAGGCAAAGGUCCAAUAUUUGAGGAUGGAGACAACUUUGAUUUUGCCUUUAAGCUCUUUCAUGGAAAGAAUGGAGUCGUUCCACUCUCAGGAAAUACUCCAUCUCAUGAAGUAAUGAAACCUGAACCUACUACUCCUCAAUUCAACCCUCUGGCUGCAAAAGCUGCAACUAUCAGUCUAUCUUCAUUUGGGCCAGGGGGACCAUUCAGCUUUGAUUCCUUCUCCAAAAACUGGAAGAAUGAAAAAAAGAGAUCUGAUUCAGCAAAAGAGAGAAAACCAGCUCAGGAAGAGUACUCUAAACACGAAGCAAAUGGGAACGAGUGGUUAGAAACAGGGAAUUGUCCAAUAGCCAAGUCAUACAGAGCCAUUAGCGGGGUUCUACCCCAAAUCGCAUCAGUUCUCCAGCCACCACCCGGUUUAAAGCUCAAAUGCCCUCCAGCAAUCGUAGCUGCCCGGGCUGCCCUAUCGAAAACAGCAUUUGCCAAGAAUCUCCGCCCACAGCCCCUUCCGACGAAAGUUCUUGUCAUAGGAGUUAUGGGCAUGGCUGCAAACAUUCCCUUGGGAAUUUGGAGAGAACACACAAAAAAAUUCUCGGUUUCUUGGUUUGCAGCUGUUCAUGCUGCAGUCCCAUUUAUAGCGAUUUUGAGGAAAUCUGUUUUGAUGCCGAAGUAUGCUAUGGUAAUGACAAUUGCAGCUUCGAUCCUCGGGCAGGUGAUUGGUUCUAGGGCAGAACGAAUUCGGCUUAGCCGAAAAGCAGCCACUAAUGAUGAUGGAUUUUGUGCUGGUCAGUGUAGUAAAGAAGAAGGGAAGUCUUUGGCCAGUCCAGGCCAACUUCAAAUUUGUGCUUCUGACUGAAGUAAAAUUACAGGCGGUAACUUUUUUGUUACAGGAAGUUGAGAAAAUGUGUGAUUUUGAAAUUUGAAUUUCAUUUGGUGCAAGUAAAAAAAGUUGAUAUAGUUUAGUUGUAUGUCAAUCUAAACAACUUAAUUAAAGUGGUGUCUAAAUAUGUGGAUUUUAAUUUUAUUUUA